UAGCAAUUUUUGAAUCUAAAAACUCUAUAGUAUGAAAAUGUGAAAUGCGCAUGUUUGUCGGGUUUGAGUUCUUUACGGAAAAAUCAAGAUGUCCACACAUAAAAAGAAGACAAGGAAGCUUCGUGGGCACGUAAGCCAUGGUCAUGGCCGUAUUGGCAAACACAGAAAGCAUCCUGGUGGUCGUGGUAAUGCUGGUGGUCUUCAUCAACAUCGUAUCAAUUUCGACAAAUACCAUCCUGGAUAUUUCGGAAAGCUUGGUAUGAGAAACUUCCAUCUUCGAAGGAAUACUAAAUGGUGUCCAGCUCUUAAUUUAGAUAAAUUAUGGACCUUAGUAUCAGAACAACAGAGAUUGAAAUACAAAGAUAAUACCAAUGGAAAAGUACCUGUUAUUGAUCUCGUCAAGGCAGGUUAUUACAAGUUAUUAGGUAAAGGAAGGCUACCUAAUCAACCCGUAAUUGUUAAGGCCAAAUUCUUCAGUAGAAAAGCUGAAGAUAAAAUUAAAGCAGUCGGUGGCGCAUGUGUUCUUAGUGCUUGAAUUUCGGGUUUCCGAACCAUACGAUUGGUACGUUGGUAAUCAGUGGAAUAAUUCCAUCUUAAGAGAAGAUUUGAAAUUAAGAAUUUAAUUUUAUUUUUUAUAGUGACCAUCAUUUCUACGGCUGCAUCAAAACCAUCUUUGAACUCUUAUUAAUAAAAUUAAUAAAAAAUA
Messenger RNA from Chelonus insularis, 706 nucleotides. It is a transcript of the gene RpL27A, whose product is annotated as ribosomal protein L27A. Bases 89 to 535 code for a protein of 148 amino acids. Gene Ontology annotation, molecular function: structural constituent of ribosome. NCBI's taxonomy places the organism in Eukaryota, Metazoa, Arthropoda, Insecta, Hymenoptera, Braconidae. Gene Ontology annotation, cellular component: cytosolic large ribosomal subunit; ribosome. The record is from RefSeq and is a predicted model, not a curated record. The transcript is spliced from 6 exons. Gene Ontology annotation, biological process: translation.